AUGCGCGCGUUUGGCCGGCCCAUUGAGCUGCCGUCGCUGCGCGACCGCUUCCACCUCGGGCGAACCGCGCCGGUCGCCGUCGAGAAGGAGCCGGCGCGGUCGACGUCGAUCCCGUCCUUGGCGGUGAGCAUGCGCGAGCGCAAGGAGCCGAGCGACCCGCCGCCAAGCAACCCUCGUCUCCAGCCAAUGCGCCCGCCCGAACCCAACAACAAGCCUCGUGACAGUGCCAAGCCCAAGGCGCCCGACGCCACCAAGCCUGAUAGCAGUAGUGCGACCAAGGCCCAAGUCGAUGCCAAGACUGCCAAGGAAAACGCACCGAGCAAAGUGGCCGAGACGUCGAUGGCCACGGCCGUACCGCGACCGCCGACCGAGCCGCGACCGCCGCCCAAGCAGCCAGCCAAGGACCCACCCCGGGGCUAUGACCACAAUCGCGGCCAAAACAAAGGGCUCGAGUCGGCGCCGACAAGCGUCCAAACGCCGCAGGCCGUGCUCGAGACCGCGUCGCAGGAGCUCACGGACUUUGAGAAAACCGAGAUUUUGGCGGUCGAAAAGGUCUACUACUAUGGCACGCUCGCGUCCAAGACGCGCGCCAACGCGGUCGGCAACGACGGCUUUGACGACGAGAACGGCGACUAUCUCGGGAACGUCCACGACCACAUUGCGUACCGGUACGAGAUCGUCGGGCAUCUUGGGCGCGGCUCGUUUGGCCAAGUGCUCAAGUGCCACGACCGCGCGGCUCGGGCAAUGGUGGCGGUCAAGAUCGUACGCAACAAGCAAAAGUUCCAGGAGCAGUCGAUCGUCGAAGCGCAGCUCCUCUCCCACAUGAAGCAAGCCGAUAGCGAUGGGAAGAGCAACAUCAUUCGGCUCCACGAGUCGUUUACGUUCCGCUGCCACCUCUGCAUGAGCUUUGAGCUCCUGAGUUUGAACCUCUACGAGCACCUUCGCCUCGAGCAAUUCCGCGGUCUCCCCGUGCUUUUGAUCAAAAAGAUGGCGGUGGAAAUGCUCCUCGCGCUGAGCUUUCUCAAGGCCCAGCGCAUUGUGCACUGCGACCUCAAGCCCGAAAACAUCCUCUUGAAGAAGCCCAAGACGCACCUUGUCGCGCUCAUCGACUUUGGCUCGUCUUGCUUUGAGAACGCAACCUUCUUUACGUACAUCCAGUCGCGCUUCUACCGCGCGCCCGAGGUCAUCCUCGGCCUCCCGUACGGCCACCCGAUCGACAUGUGGUCCUUUGGCUGCAUCAUCGGCGAGCUCUUCACCGGGUACCCGAUAUUCCCGGGUGAGAACGAGGCCGAGCAGCUCGCUUGCAUCAUGGAGGUGCUGGACGUCCCGCCGGCUUCGAUGGUGGCGUCGUGCAAGCGCCGCAAAAACUUCUUUGACGAAGCUGGUGAGCCCCUCCAACUCGUCAACUCACGCGGUCGGAAGCGCCGACCAAAGUCCCGCGAGCUCCGCGCGCUACUGAAGAACCCGGACGGCAAAAUGACCGACUUUGUCGCGCGGUGCUUGGCAUGGGACCCGGCCGUGCGGCUGACGCCAUCGGAUGCGCUCGCGCACGAGUGGCUACUCGACGUCAAGCCCCCACCCAAGCCUGCGCGCAACUCGGUCGCCAAGGCCAAGCCCAAGGAAGCUGCGGACAGUGGGAAAGAGCUGCUACCUAUUUAA
Saprolegnia diclina VS20 is the source of this 1659-nucleotide messenger RNA. Its product is annotated as CMGC/DYRK/DYRK2 protein kinase. Bases 1 to 1659 code for a protein of 552 amino acids. The transcript has 2 exons. Gene Ontology annotation, biological process: peptidyl-threonine phosphorylation; peptidyl-serine phosphorylation. The record is from RefSeq and is a predicted model, not a curated record. Lineage: Eukaryota; Oomycota; Saprolegniomycetes; Saprolegniales; Saprolegniaceae. Gene Ontology annotation, molecular function: protein serine/threonine kinase activity; protein serine/threonine/tyrosine kinase activity; ATP binding.